UUAUAUAUGGGGGUAUGGGGGCUAAAUGCACAACCACACCAUACAUAUUUCAUUUUCAUUUCUGUUGCUGACAUGAAGCUUUUUUUUCUCCAAGUAUUUCUGUGUUUCUCUGUUGGUCUCUGGCAAAACUCUCCAUGAAAUGCAUUGAGGAAAAUCCAGAGAAUUAGAGAGCAAAGACUGCAUGUCAUAUCCGUUGGCAUAUUCUGCCGUCUUGCCUUGAAUAUUUACAGUGAUCCAUCCCAAUAGACAUCUGUCUGGAAAUACAGAGCUAAGCCUCGUUAUUCUAAAGAACUUCACUGGACAUGGCUGAAAUUAAAAUGAAUGUUUCAGAGACAUCACUUUGUACUCUUGCUAUUCUGUUUUAGACUGUGCAGACAAUAUAUUCACCUUGAUAACAGAACUGCUCGUGCUUUUCUCUGCUUACAGCUCCAGAGGUGAUCAGCAAAGAGGAAUAUGACACGAGUCCUGACUGGUGGGGCCUAGGGUGUCUGAUUUAUGAAAUGAUCGAGGGUCAGUCUCCGUUCAGGGCCCGGGACGAGCGCCCCAAGUCCUCAGAAAUGGAGAAAAGGAUCAAAUUUAAAACGGUGGAAUACAGUGACAGGUUCAGCAAGGAGGCCAGGGACAUCUGCAGUGGAUUGCUGGAAAGGGAUCCAAAACAAAGACUGGGUUGCCAAGGUCCAGGAUCAAAAGAAGUGAAGUCUCACCCCUUCUUUCGAAAGAUCAACUUCAGGAUGCUGGAGGCAGGACAGGUGGAGCCUCCUUUUAAACCAGAUCCCAGGCUGGUGUACUGCGACGACGUGCAGGACAUCGAGGAGUUCUCCACACUGAGGGGAGUCGUUCUGAACCAGACAGACGGAGAGUUCUACACCAAAUUCAACACAGGAAGCGUUCCGAGGAGUUGGCAAAACGAGCUCAUAGAGACGGGAUGUUUUGAAGAACUGAAUGUUUUUGGUCCAAUGGGAUCUCGACCUCCGGACCUGGACUGGUCCCUGGCCCCUAACAGCCCCAAGCGUGGUUUGCUGCAUCGAAUGUUCCGCAGACAUGGACGAAUUCAGACCGAUUCUUAAAAGUGUGGAUGGAUACCAUGACGUCAGACAUUUGAUUUAAGCAUUUCCUCCGGCAGCACCCGUCAGUUUCAACAGAUGACGGCAAACAGAGCCAUCCAUCCAGUUAGGGGCCAGCUCCUCUCUCUGAGCACAACGCCAGCUCAGAAACUGAAGAUAAGCCCCUCGACCUCUGAAGCACUUCGUGUCUGCAUAGCAGCAGCACAGUAGCACUUGUCAAGAAAUUAGGGGUGCACCGAUUGCAGGUUUCUGGCCGAUCACCGAGCUUUGAAUAACCUGGCAUUACGAUUUUGAUCGAUACUGAUUUUUUACUAUUUGACACGGUCAGUUAUCAUAAAAUCACAAAACACCUUCAAUACUUCAAACUUAUCUUGAAAAACAUUAGUCAGUACCCAUGUAACAAUAAAAACCUCUCAAAUAACUGCUCCCAAAUAUAAAGUUAAAGCAUUCAGUUGGUGAUUUUCAGACCAUUGCAGAGGCAGAUAAGAUCGGUCUCACAUCUAAGUGUCGGCCAAUCAGCGAUCUCCAAAAAUUAAAGAAAUCGUGGCCGACCGAUCAAUCGGUGCACACCUAUAGGAAAUGUCAAAAUAAGGU
This is a messenger RNA of Fundulus heteroclitus (mummichog), 1658 nucleotides long. RefSeq names its product G protein-coupled receptor kinase 5-like. The transcript has 4 exons. NCBI's taxonomy places the organism in Eukaryota, Metazoa, Chordata, Actinopteri, Cyprinodontiformes, Fundulidae. The record is from RefSeq and is a predicted model, not a curated record. Gene Ontology annotation, cellular component: cytoplasm. Gene Ontology annotation, molecular function: G protein-coupled receptor kinase activity; ATP binding. The coding region runs from base 501 to 1067 and encodes 188 amino acids. Gene Ontology annotation, biological process: regulation of signal transduction; signal transduction; protein phosphorylation.